This is a messenger RNA of Hermetia illucens (black soldier fly), 2275 nucleotides long. RefSeq names its product FAST kinase domain-containing protein 2, mitochondrial-like. Bases 382 to 2211 code for a protein of 609 amino acids. The transcript is spliced from 6 exons. Lineage: Eukaryota; Metazoa; Arthropoda; Insecta; Diptera; Stratiomyidae. The record is from RefSeq and is a predicted model, not a curated record.
GUGCACAAAGUGGUUCAAAUGCGCUAACAAUAAGUUGAACGAACAUGUGUGACCGCGCUAUAUUUAAAUUCGCAAACAACUGACCCAGUUCCUCUUGUUUAUAAACCAUAUCUCUCUUCCUCACUGGUCGCAACAAAGGACAAGGCAAAGUAUCAGCGGGAUCAACACUUAACUACCAAUACCUCAAUGUCUGUUGAAUCCAUUAUCAGUUCAGUACAAUGCCUCAACAAAGACUGCGCGAAUCAUUUUUCGAGAUAUUUUUAUUAUUCCUCAGAAGAAAGACGCCACUUUUAUGAGUUCGUUGCGCAUUUAAACUAUUCGCCAUCUAUAUAUAUAUAUACAGUUUUUUGAAGCUUCUCCACCAGGAGCCGCACCGAAAUAAUGCUGGCGCUAAAAUUAGCUCAACUCAGCAUACGAAACGGUUUUUUGCGCUGCUUGCACCAAACCGGGAGUGUGAUGUUGAGCAAAGAAAUCGGAAAAGUUCAUCAACAUCCCGACGAGCUUGGUCAAAGUAUCAAAUCAGCUGUGGACACGUUGGAGCUUUUCGAUGCGCUAUCACAGCAUGAGAAAAUUAUGAACAGCGAACUUGUUAUGCAGAGUUUGAAGACGCUUUUUACUUUGCAGAAAAGUGGAAACUCAUCGCUUCAAACAUCACAAAUAGCCGCUCAUCCACAAUUCGAGAAACUGUGUCGUGACUUGCGUAGAGCCUCACGAUCUCUAGAAAUAAAUGACAUCAUCCAAUCACUGAAAAUCCUUUCAUACAUCGGAAUACCUGCAAACAGCAACAUUAUGCACAUCCUCUUAAAUCUGCUACGAAAACAAAUCAAUGAUAUCAGCUUAGCGCACAUUGUAUUCCUGGACUUUUUACUGAGAAAAUUAGAGAGGACUCCUCUGGUCGAGGCUCUGCGAAUGGCCCUGCCAAUGCUCUUCCAGAUUCAGUUAAGCUCACAAAUCGAUCAUGAAAAUGUACCAGAACUUGUGGAAUUGCUCACAUUCGCAGCGAAUAAUAACACUUCAGAUAAAUGCGUGAUGAGUAUUGUGAGUGCGUUAACUCUGCACGGGGAGAGCUUAAAGGUGGAUGCCGCUGUGCAGAUUGUAUGGGCAUUAACCGAAUUGCAAAAUUUUAAGCCAUCACACGAUAGACUGCUUCAUAAUUGUUUUAAUAUAAUUAGCUCAAAAAUAAUGCAACUGUCCUUCGAAAAAGUUGAUUUGAUUUUACAUAAAACUAUCAACAAGACUGUAUUGAAGUUCGAUUCAUUUUAUUCCGAAGACCUUCUGGACGCCGCAGCCCAACAUGCAGUGCAGAAUGAUAUUGGCUUCACCAACGCUAUGUUUAUCUUGAAAAAAUUUAACAAACUUAGUUUUGUAAACAAACCUCUUUUGGACUAUACAGCGAACAAGGUGCUAGAAAAUCCACAGUGGAUAAAGUCCUCGCGACCUGCUCUAUAUUUAGGCUUCUUGACCGCAUUCUCUAUCGCAAACUAUACACCCAGCAAUUGGGAGUCGAUAAAACCGUACUUAUUCGAAAACCCAAUAGUCCGCUCUGCUAGAAAUGAGCUGCCUUGGAUGAAAUUCAACUUAGAACUUCUUUCGAUCGGCUGCUAUUCAAAAGAUCUACUUGAAAAAGUAUUUGAUGAUGAUUUCCUUGACUUACACUUAGCACGUGAGCAAAAUCUCUUAGACUAUCUGCAGAUGUUGUUACUUUAUCAAUGCACGCAGACAGUAUACGCACAAUAUGAUGGCAAAUUGCCAGAUCGCAGAUUUAUUGAUAAAGCGAUCGAACUGAAUUUCGAGAAGCAGCAAUUCCCUCUGAAAGCAUGUCUAGAAAAUAUUUUUGGUGGCGAGGAGUACGUUGGCACAAAGAUCUCAACACGUUUCGGCCAACUUAUUGACCAUAUCAUCGUUUUUGAUAAAGAUCAACGACCAGUCAUUGUAAAUGAGACAGCGACACCGGAAACGGAGCAAGCGGUAAUGAUGAUUGAAGACAUCAAAAAGGAAAGCAGCAACAUAGUGGCAAUAUUAGCCUGCCCAAAAUCAUACUACACCAUCAAUAGCCACAGACUGAAGGGAGUUUUCCACCUAUGGACGCAGACACUGGAAAAUUUAGGAGUCCGGGUUCUGCCGGUGAACCUCGAGCAAUGGUCCAAUCUCCCGGAGCAGGAAAGACUACCCUACCUCGAACGAGAAGUUAAAUUUACCUUGCAACGAUGACAAAUAUAGCAGACUCCAGUAGACCAAAGUGUAAUUUGAUCGAUUAAUAAAAAGAGGUCAAAAU